GGGAGCAGUGGACAUGGUGGAAAACGUUCAGCUCAUCACCUGGAGGGUGGACAAUCUCACGCACUACGACAUAAAACCAUAUUGCUUCAUGAAUAUGAAAACGCAGUGUUCAAACAACCUUCCAGUUAUUGUUUACAAGCGUCCAGACCGGGUGUCUAUCAGCACCGUGGAUCACACAGGGCCAAUGAUUGAAGGUGGACAAUACGAGCUCCGGUGUGAUGUUCAAAAUGUUGCUCCUGUUCGUCUCCUCACUGUAAACUGGUACAAAGGACACCAUCUUGUGGAAAGAGAAAGCCUUUCUGGUGAAGACAAAUUUCCUGUUAAUGUAAAUGUGACACUUCAGAUCUCACCGAGUAAAGAUGAUGAUGGAGUUCAGUACAGAUGUGUGGCAGAACUGAACCUGGGACCAGAAGGACCGCAACAUCCUCCUAUAGUGACAUCAGAUCCUCUAAACAUCACAGUACACUACAAACCUGAAAUGGAUUGUCUAGAUUGGUCUCCUAUAAUAAACACUCCCUUGAGCUCCUAUCCUUAUAAUGUUGUGGGAAACCCAACUCCACACAUCACCUGGCAUCGAGACGAAUUACUGAUCAGCUCUGAUGUGAUUCUAAGCAAAAAUUACUCGGGCCGAUAUACUUUCUUUGCAAGCAAUCUGAUAGGAAAUGCAUCCUGUGUCAUAAGUAUCACAGUAGAGUCACAAUCCAGCCAAUGCCCUGACCUUGUCCUGGACCCUCCUGAGCUGGUGGUGCGAUAUGGAGAUCCUGUCUCAGUGAGCUGCCGUUCCCUGUCUGAAUACACUGACCUGGGCUGGGAUGUUUCACUGGGAAGUGUUUCAUUGCUUGAUAAUCAGACUGUUAUCUGGAAAACAGACAAUCUGACUGACUGGGAAAUAGUGCCAGUGUGCUACAUGAUCCUGAAUGGUGUACAAUGCAGGAGGACUCUCCCCCUCACCGUGUACAAGCUUCCAGACGAGGUGUCUUUCAGCAUCGUGAAUCAUGUAGGACCGAUGAUUGAAGGCAAAAAGUAUGAGCUCCAGUGUAAGGUUUAUAAUUUUGCUCCUGUGAACGUCCUCGCUGCUUUCUGGUACAAAGGGGAAAAGUUAUUAAAAAAUAGAGGAUUUGCAGAAUUGCCCACCAAAACUCCUAGUAAUCGGACGGUUUCACAUAAGAUCACUGCUGGCAGAGAUGAAGGUGAAGCUCAGUACUGGUGUGAGGCAAAGCUGAAACUGGGACCAGCAGGACCUCAGCCUUCUCCUACGAUCAAAUCUAAUCUUCUUAAAGUUGCAGUUCACUACAAACCUGUAAUUAAACCUUGUUCAGAUUGGUCCCCUAUGAUACACACCCCCUUGAGCUCUUUUCCUUAUAAUGUUACGGGAAACCCAACUCCACACAUCACCUGGCAUCGAGACAAAUCACCGGUCAGCUCUGAUAUGAUUCUCAGCGGGAAUGACUCGGGCACGUAUGAAUUACUUGCGAACAACAACAUGGGAAGAGCAUCCUGUGUCAUAAAGAUCACAGUGGAGUAUGCUCCUACAUUUAGGUGUCCUGCUAUCUAUGAGGGGCAAGAGCAUGACUCCUUCUUAGAUAAAUGUUUAGUUAUGGCUUCUCCUGUAGCAAACAUCAGCUGGGAAAAAGAUGGAAAAAUGGUGAACCCUCUUUAUAAUCUCACAAGGGAAGACAGCGGCACCCAUGUGAUUACGGCUGUGAACAAGCAUGGAGUUGAAAAGCACAGUCUGACUGUUAAUGUUCUGUACGGCCCAGAGAUUGAGCCAGACUAUUCAUCACAUGUGAUGCAGAAAGGUGAAGCUGUGUCUCUGAGCUGCACUGCAGGGGGAAAUCCAGAACCUGAAGUGACAUGGAGGUUUCAGAGUCAAACAAAAGCCACUGGGAGGCGGCAAACCACACUGACAAUUUCUGAAGCCACAUUUGCUGAUGAUGGUGUAUAUACAUGCACUGCUAUGAAUGACCUUGGGAAUGACAGAAGGACAGUCACAGUGCAUGUAGAAGGUGAUUGUCCUGUUAAAAUUUUGCCUGUUAAAUUAGUAAGGGAGUUUGGUGCUUCAGCCUCAGCUAACUGUUUCACAACCAUCAUCCACCAUGGCAUGGGAUGGGAGGCAUCACAGGGAGCAGUGGACAUGGUGGAAAACGUUCAGCUCAUCACCUGGAGGGUGGACAAUCUCACGCACUACGACAUAAAACCAUAUUGCUUCAUGAAUAUGAAAACGCAGUGUUCAAACAACCUUCCAGUUAUUGUUUACAAGCGUCCAGACCGGGUGUCUAUCAGCACCGUGGAUCACACAGGGCCAAUGAUUGAAGGUGGACAAUACGAGCUCCGGUGUGAUGUUCAGAAUGUUGCUCCUGUUCGUCUCCUCACUGUAAACUGGUACAAAGGACACCAUCUUGUGGAAAGAGAAAGCCUUUCUGGUGAAGACAAAUUUCCUGUUAAUGUAAAUGUGAAACUUCAGAUCUCACCGAGUAAAGAUGAUGAUGGAGUUCAGUACAGAUGUGUGGCAGAACUGAACCUGGGACCAGAAGGACCGCAACAUCCUCCUAUAGUGACAUCAGAUCCUCUAAACAUCACAGUACACUGUGAGUGCUACAUAGAGUUUUAG
Clarias gariepinus (North African catfish) is the source of this 2611-nucleotide messenger RNA. Its product is annotated as hemicentin-1-like. The coding region runs from base 14 to 2611 and encodes 865 amino acids. The transcript has 10 exons. Gene Ontology annotation, molecular function: integrin binding. The record is from RefSeq and is a predicted model, not a curated record. Gene Ontology annotation, biological process: cell adhesion. NCBI's taxonomy places the organism in Eukaryota, Metazoa, Chordata, Actinopteri, Siluriformes, Clariidae.